Phytophthora sojae is the source of this 972-nucleotide messenger RNA. RefSeq lists its product as hypothetical. The record is from RefSeq and is a predicted model, not a curated record. Gene Ontology annotation, molecular function: pyrroline-5-carboxylate reductase activity. The transcript is spliced from 4 exons. Gene Ontology annotation, biological process: L-proline biosynthetic process. NCBI's taxonomy places the organism in Eukaryota, Oomycota, Peronosporomycetes, Peronosporales, Peronosporaceae. The coding region runs from base 1 to 972 and encodes 323 amino acids.
AUGGCCAGCAGCAUUUCGUCGGUAGCGGCUUCGACGCUUCCAUCGCAGUCCCCGCCAGCUACGGCAGCUUCAGGGAAUGGAGGCAACAGCAGCGCUACCAAAAAGCCCUUCAAGAUCCGAGACGAGUUGCUGGCUCCGACGCGGUUGGCUCCGAAAGUCCAGCUGCUGCACCACACGCGCUCGCUGUCGAUCCAAGUCGUAGCCCACGAGGUUUUCUUGCUGGUUCUUGCGUGCACCAAGUGUUACGCUGCAGCGGGCAAGGAGCCGCCUAGAAUUGGCGUCCUGGGAGGCGGCAGCGUCGGGGCUGCAGUGGUCAUGACGAUCCUGGCCAACGGAUACCGAGCCGACCGGAUCGCGUUGUCGACGCGUCAGCCGGACCGAGUCCCGCGUUGCGAGGCGCUGAAAGCCCCCUCAGCUCUCCCCAUGUUCCAGUUGGUACCUCGGUACUACGACAACACUCGAAUCGCACGAGAGAGCGACGUGUUGGUGUUGUGCAUGCCGCCGUCGCAGCUCAAGAGCGUGAGUAUCCAGAUCCGACACGCGCUAGCUGCCAGUGUGAAGACUCCUCCACUGGUGGUCAGCGCUCUGUGCGGAGUGACGCAGCAGAGUUUGAGCAAGGCCUGUGGCUCUCAAGCCGUGGUGAGGGUCCAACCCGACGUGGCAAAGAUUGCGACUCAUAUCAUGCAAGAUCGACAGCCGCUUCCACUUCGACUGGCGACGGAAGCAAUAGCACCAAAGAGAGAAGAUGUCCGGGACUUGGUACAAGCUUUUUCGCUGUUUUGCCGUCGUGCUUGGGGCGAUGAUAUUGGUCUUGAAGCGCUAACCCACGUGCUCUUCGGAGAUAGAAGUGAACAAGUGGAGCAGGUGCGAGUAAGGACUCCAUUGGUGGUACCAAGUUGGCCGGCCGAGUGGGAGCAGGAUCUGGUCGAAUUGCAGGUGCAAUUAGCACAACAUGCGUCGUUGCCGAGUUGA